CAGUUAAGUUUCCUAGACCCUGAGCUGCUGAGCAUCUUUUAUCUUUAAUCGUCAAGCUUUUCGACGAUUAUGGCGUUGGCUCUCUCUGCAUUUCGGGUUUCGAUAUCAAGAAUUAGUCCUUUCCGUGAUAGCCGGUUCUCUUAUCCCGCCACGUUCGCUUUAGCUCAUACCAAACGAAUUAUGUGCAACUCUUCGCACUCUGUAUCGUCAUCUCCUUCUCCCUCUGACAUUUCUUCUUCUUCUUCUUCUUCUUCUUCAUCUUCUACUUUUUCGUUAAUGGAAACAAGUAAAAUUGCAAGGUGGAGACCCAUGUGUUUGUAUUACACUCACGGGAAGUGCACAAAGAUGGAUGAUCCUACCCAUUUGGAAAUUUUCAACCAUGAUUGUUCCAAGGAACUUCCAGUGACUGCAGCCGAUCUUGAGAGAAAGAAGUCACAAGGUUUCAACUUUUUCUUGGUUAUCGACUUGGAAGGAAAAGUUGAGAUUCUUGAGUUUCCUGUUCUAAUCGUAGAUGCCAAAACCAUGGAAGUCGUAGACUUGUUCCACAGGUUUGUAAGACCCACAAAAAUGAGAGAGCAAGCAAUUAACAAAUACAUCGAAGGCAAGUAUGGGGAACUCGGUGUUGAUCGUGUGUGGCAUGAGACAGCUAUCCCAUUUAAGCAAGUUGUUGAGGAAUUUGAAGCUUGGUUAGCUGGGCAUGGCUUGUGGGAUAAAGGUACAGAUGGGGAUCUGAACAAUGCAGCUUUUGUAACCUGUGGAAACUGGGAUAUAAAGACAAAGAUUCCUGAGCAAUGCGUAGUUUCAAAUAUCAAUCUUCCGCCAUAUUUUAUGGAGUGGAUCAAUCUCAAAGACGUCUACUUGAAUUUCUACGGCCGUGAGGCCAGAGGAAUGGUUUCAAUGAUGAAGCAGUGUGGUAUAAAGCUCAUGGGAAGUCACCAUCUGGGCAUUGAUGACACAAAGAACAUCACGAGGGUGGUGCAACGGAUGCUCUCAGAAGGUGCAGUUCUCAAGAUCACAGCUCGAAGGAGCAAAUCCAAUACGAGAAACGUCGAGUUUCUGUUCAAGAACAGGAUCAAGUAACAUCUCAAGCAAAAAUGAAGAACCCAACAAGCUUCAUGAUUUAUAAAUUAGUUACUUAGUUAAGUCUUUCGAGUUUUAAGAUGAUGGCUCUAAGAAGACAACAUGGUUAACCCUAAAUGUAAUGUGGUGAGAGGUUCUGUAGAUUUCCAUUUUUAAGAGCUAUGGUUUGCAAAGACAACAUUUUAUUUCUGUAGGAUUAUCUGAUAGAUGAGUGUUAUCUAAUACUAUCUAAUAAGAUCUAUAAAUCUAUUA
Capsella rubella is the source of this 1332-nucleotide messenger RNA. RefSeq lists its product as uncharacterized. Gene Ontology annotation, molecular function: nucleic acid binding; 3'-5'-RNA exonuclease activity. NCBI's taxonomy places the organism in Eukaryota, Viridiplantae, Streptophyta, Magnoliopsida, Brassicales, Brassicaceae. The record is from RefSeq and is a predicted model, not a curated record. Gene Ontology annotation, biological process: exonucleolytic trimming to generate mature 3'-end of 5.8S rRNA from tricistronic rRNA transcript (SSU-rRNA, 5.8S rRNA, LSU-rRNA). The coding region runs from base 70 to 1080 and encodes 336 amino acids. The transcript has 6 exons.